AUGUCGAGCCCUCGUCGCGUGCGUUUCAAGGGCAGCUCUUCUCCGGAGUCCACGUCCUCGACUCUUUCCUCCUCGGGGCCAUCCACUCCCCCGUCUGCCUUGGACAUCUACACGUUUGCUCCAAAGCCCAACCCAGAAUCAUACCCGUCCAUUGCCGCCUCCCCCGAUCUCUACACAGAGCUUGCACCACAACCGCCGGUCGUCCCCCCUGAGGAGACCCGCGCCUCUCUCCACCGCUACCUGUCGCCCUUGCAUAUAUCCUUUGAUGCGUCGAGGCGCGUGUCCAGCGAGGGGAUAGACGCCGAAGUCCUGAGCUCCUGCGCCACAUACCCUCCUGUGGCAGAGAUGACCCUCCAGGGCACCCGUUUCCCCUGGAAGCUGUCGAUCAAGCCCGAAAUUGCGGAGGUGGAGGCGGUGACGGUCCUAGACGUCAUGAUCGGGAUAUACGUCCACCUCCGGACGCUCGUCAAGGGCCUGGAGUACGACGAGCUCAAGGCGGAUCCCGCCAUGUACUCCGCUGUCUAUGCCGCGUUCGUGACCCGCUGUGACGCGUUGGAGGAACCUCGCCGCACGGAGGAGCGUCGCAGAGGGCUGAGGCGGGUUGACUUUUUGUGUGGGAGAACGCGAUUCGCGGGCCUCGUUCCCGCCCAGGGGGACGAGUGGUCCAUCGUGUUCGAGCCAGUAUGA
Molecule: messenger RNA, 687 nt
Organism: Heterobasidion irregulare TC 32-1
Lineage: Eukaryota; Fungi; Basidiomycota; Agaricomycetes; Russulales; Bondarzewiaceae
Exons: 1
Coding region: 1-687 (228 amino acids)
Source: RefSeq, a predicted model, not a curated record